Molecule: messenger RNA, 28874 nt
Organism: Porites lobata
Lineage: Eukaryota; Metazoa; Cnidaria; Anthozoa; Scleractinia; Poritidae
Source: the annotation of a GenBank genome assembly
AUGGAGGAUAUUAGCCCUCUGCACUGUCUGAGGCAGUGCGGCAGGAAAUAUCGGUAUGCUACUCUACAAGAGGGCAAUGUCUGUCUGUGCGCCAACACACUACCAACUGCUGGCCAAGUGAAUGAUUCUGAGUGCAAUAUGACAUGUCCAGGCCAUGACUCUUGGCCCAUUAACGAUCAAGCACUUAGGUGAGAAAAAUUUAGUUGGUCAUUUAUAUUUCGCAGAUUUCCAUGCAGUCUUUGACGAUUUUGUGAUUGUGAAAGGAAAAAUCAAUGGUCUGAAGGACGCCGGAUUCUUGAGAAGACCUGGAUCAGUGAAAACCGUCAAUACGAAACUAAAACAAUUAUCAGUAAACUAAUCCUUACGGCAAAAACGACUGAGACAUUGAUUCUCAAAUAAACUUCAUCUUGGUUUUAAGUGUUAGUGUACUGGUUUUUAACAAGAGAAGGGAAAAAGGGUCAAGAGCUUUAAUGCGGCCGGUCAUUCUGUCGUGGUCGCCAUAAAGAAAAUACAGGGACUUCGAGGAAUUCUUCCAUUCGUUUAUGUCCCCUCGUUUUGUUGAUACGUUCGCAGAUUGAAAUUAGGAUGGUUCCUACAAGUCUUUUCGGCCGCAUUGUUCCGUUGUUAAAGUACGUAGAACUAAGCAGCUUCCUUUGGAGUUACGAGUUUGAUGAUGAUUGGAAGUUUUCGGUAAUAUGCUACAAGACUUGUUUCCUUCCAUGUGGAACUGAGUUGGCAAGGCUGAGGACUCGCACCUAUGUGGCCUAGGUUCGAAUUCCGGAGCGGCUUAAUAUGUGCGUUGAGGUUGUUGUUUGUUCUCGUCCUCGCUGCAAGGCAUUUCCCCCCCACCAGAUACCUCGCAGUUUCCGGCUUUGUCUUUUAAAACGACAGUUCAAUGUGGAGUGUACGAACCUCUUCAAACGAUUUCUUAAAAGGUUUUAAGUGUUUUGUGGGUAAACAAGUUACAUUUACAUUUUAUUUGGUAGAGUCAUCAUUUUUCAAAAACACAUGAUCCUCUUUUUAUUUUCUCCCAGAUGCGGAGGACGACUACGUAACAGCAUUUAUUCUGCAUCUGAAAGAAUAUUGGGACUCAGUCUUAUGAAGAGUGGGCCACUGCCUGUUCUGAAACCGGUGACAAUAUCCGGGAAAAUGAUCAACGGAAUGAAUGUCACCUUCACGUUCUCACUCGGAGAUGGCUCCCGGACACUGCAGCCUGUGGACAACCCACAAGUCCAUCACAUUUAUGACCAGCCAGGGUCGUACAUAGUUUCUAUGACAGCUACGAAUCUCGUCACAGGCUCCAUUACUGUGACAGAGGUACCAUGGCUAAUAUAUAGGGAGAUGAUCAGGGACUUAUCCUUCCACUCUCAAAUCGAAAUUAAGGGGAAAUAAGUCACAACCUUCAUCUGGAAAAUAAAUUAGUACAGAUUUAAAGAGGCAGUUUUUUAUGGUUACUCCUAAGUGAUUGCGUCUAUAUAGUCAAAAGGUUAUGUUACAAGUUUAAACUUCCAGAUUACCACCUAACGUUGUGAUGAAUGUAUCAGAUAUCGCUAAAAAUGUAGAACGCAAACCUGCAUGUAAUGUUCAAGGCUAAAGAAACGCGAGUCGAGAUAGAUAAAAGUUUCUAUAGUGGCCAAUGUCUCGAACAGUAAAAGACUAGUUUCACUGGGGCUUUAUUUAUUUCAGUCUUGCAUAUUAUGUUUCUUUCCUCUUUUAAAACCUUACGUUGAACUGAAUUUCUAGUUGUCGAAACGGUACGAAAACGAAUCAUCGGAAUUUGUAGAAAGUACAUAAUCAACUGUGAAUUAGUCAAAUAAUAUAAUUGUAAUGCCAGGCUCACAGGUAAGCGAAGAUAUGUCUCAUUUCGUUACUCCUUGUCGUCUUCACAGAUGUAUGAUGUGGAUGAUCCCUUGGGACCUGUAGAGUUACACUGUCCGCGCUCGGUUCCCUUAGGAUCGUGGGUGGAGUGUAAUGGAACUCUCGUUCGGGGAACAAGAGUUAAUAACACUUUCUCCUUCGGAGACGGGCAAUACGAGUUCAUUUCCUUGAGUAAGUAACCUCGAAGAAUCCGAGAGGUUUUCUUUCCUCCUUCUCAUCAAACGAUUCGGUCAGUCUUCUCCACUUCGCAUGUGAAGUUUCUUUCAGGAGAAAAAAACCUCUGAAACUUUUGAAGAGUGAUGAUAACAAAAGUCAAUCGACGCUUCUAAUACAACAGUAAAUUAAUACUGAUUCGAAGCAAAGAAAGACACAACAGCAGCAGGAUAAAAAUACAUUGAACAAACUAUCAGCUUGGUAAAUACGCUUAUUCCUUUUCAAGGUUUUUCUCCAUCUCUUCAAAUUUAUGCACACUAAGGCAAUAACCAUAUUUUAGCAUAAUUGCUAUUCACUAUACUUCGUUAGGUGCCCGCUAUUACAGUGCAGGUCCACGAAUUCCUCGAGAAAACGACUCAUCAUCUUUCAUCUCGUCGAGGCCCCAGGGAAUUAUCGUAUCCCCGGCGUACGAGUUCCGUCAUGACGGUAGAGUCACAGAGUGGGAAUUUGAAGCUGUAAAACAAGGGAUUGUAUUAUUGCUGGUGAGCGAGCUACCUCUUUGAUCUGCUGUAGGGUUUUCUUAACUCUACUUAUCACGCAAAAUUUUAGCUGUAACUACUUCCCACUUGUUUCCACUGUAAUCCCUUCGCCACGUUUUUCUUCAUAUUUUUGCUUCUUCACUUUACCUUAACGCAGAUUUCUUUCAUUGAUGUGUUUUGGUCCAACAACCUGACAAAACUAACUAGCUUGUACCCGUUACGGACGAACGUAACAGUAAAGUAAUAGAAUGCUCUGCAAUUGGUGAAACUUGAUAAACCAAUUUCGACCGGUAAAAAAAUUAUAAUUGCGAGCGUUAAGGCUUGGCUGAGAAGCCGUACUUCACAUAACCCGAAUCCAAUUCGAAUUUAGGCUGGCUCUACUUAAUUAAGUCGGUAAAAUUGAUUCAGACGCCGAUCUUUAUUCCAGCCGAACUAAAUUCAAUAGGGAAAAAACGCGCAUUUUGUUAAACUGCGUUACAAAUAUUUAUACAUUUGGUUCAGCUCAUUCGAAGUUCUUGAAUCAAGGCCGGUCCAUGGCCGUUAUUCCCGGCUGAGCCAGGCGUGAAGCACGGCUAAGCAGAGCCAAAUUCAAUUAGCAAUUUUGAAAUUGAUUCAGAAGCCACACUUCACAUGAACUGAAUUCCCUGAAUUCGAUUCAGCUCAUGUGAAGUACGCCGUCUGAUAAGGGCCUUAAAUUUCUUUUGAUGUUUCUUGCUAUUUUCAGAUCCUCCGGCCGAAGUGUGCUGCUGGCGAGAAAUAUUGCUUGUCCGGCAAGUCCUGUUUACCCAGCAGUGACAAAUGUGAACCCACCAAUAUAAACAGAUGUCAGCCUUGGGAAAUAUAUUGCAUAUUCCGACGUACUUGUAUUGCCAAUACAACCCAAAGUAACACCUCCUGUGAACCUCUGGCCCCAUACCAGAGUGAAGCACCUAGAGCGGAUUAUGAACUCAUAUCGGAAAAUCGAAUCCAAAUAGAUACAAUCGGGCAUCAUAUCAAGAGUCUGCCGAUCGAUGAGCAACCCUCGGUGAAACAAGGAGAUGUACUCGGGUGGAUUCCCGAAGGUGGAGAGCUCGCGUUCGCGAUUGUAACACCAGCUGAAGGUGCAGCGUUUGAUUUUGAGAACAGCGGCAAGCCAAACCUAGGAGAAACACUCCUCCGAACAAGCAAUCACAGCGUACACCACAAGCACUACAUAAUGGCAGCGCAUUACGUGCACGCGACAGAUUUCGUCAUACGUCAUCUGUAUAACAGCACUGGAAUGAAGCAUGUAUCUUCUAACAUCACACAAACGCUUUCGGUGGCCGUGGAUAUACCUGUUGGAGGCGAAAUCUUCAUGACUCACUCUAAAGUCGUGAACACGAUCGAUUCUGUUGAGUUUAGUAUUGCAUGGCACGUAGGCUCAAACGUUAGCUAUUUCUGGGAUUUCGGGGAUGGCAAUCGUCUGAUAACUCAGACCAAUGUGACUUAUUACACAUUCAAGUCUCCUGGAAACUAUCACAUCACCCUUAUUGUUGCAAACUCUGUGAACCAAAAGGUUCUACACAGUCACAUUUCCGUGUUCGACAUGAUUCAAGGAUUACGAUUCGCUAGGCAAAUCGAAGCUCGAGCGAUUGGCUUACCAACAGAAAUAGAAUGGGAAACUGCCGAAGGUACCAAUCUUACCUUUAUGGUGGAUUUCGGAGACGAAAGUCCUCGUUAUGAAACGACUACAGUACUCAAAGAGAGUCGAAGAGGAUUCAUCUUACAUAACUAUGCUGUCGUGGGAAACUACACGGUCACAGUCUUCGCUUUCAACUUGGUUGGACCCAACAUUUCCAUCACUUCUCACGCCGUUGUAGAAAUUCCAGUCACUGACGUCGUUUUCACAAUCCCUGCUCCGCAUGUCACACAGACGGUUUAUUUCGCGGUGGGAGACACGGUGACAGUCAAUCGGGAAGUUCAAAAUGGAACCAAUGUCAGGUGCGCGUUUGACUUCAAAGACGGAUCACCUCCUACUAUAAGUACAAAAUAUAACACAAGCCACGUGUAUACCACUAAUGGAACGUACAAGGUAGAAAUCACUUGUUUUAAUGCCGUGAACUCCGUCAAGCGACUUCUCAACGCAACCCUGGUGGUGCAGAAUCUCGAAAACAUUACCGGACUGAUUUUAAGAGCUUCCCCAUCCGUUUUUGGCACGAACUCGAGCAUUACAAUUGAGAUGACUACCGGGACUGUUUUCGUCUGUACAGUUAGUUUUGGGGACGGCGAAACAUUUCAGAUCGACUACUCUCAUCUUGGAAAAGUACUUUAUCAUCAAUUUUCGGCCGUUGGUUCUUACAAUUCGUCCGUACGUUGCCAGAAUCGGUUGGGGAACGAAGAGUAUGCAAAAAUUCUCGAAGUAGACAUUCCAGUCAAAGACGUAACCGUUACAAGUGGCAAGAGAUUCAUACGGGUACAUGAAAACAUUUUUAUUGACGUUACAGUGAGAGAAGGUUCUCGGAUGAAAUACUCGUGGGAUUUUAAUGAUGGUAGUACAUACGAUGCUUAUCACACUGUCGUAGAGGAUAACGAGCUGGUAUCUCGUAGUCAUGCGUAUUCUUACUCAGGUGAAUUUCACGUAAAUGUCACAGUUUCCAAUUCUCUGUCUUCGAUCGCUGUUGAGUUGCCACAUACCUUGGUAGUAGAGUUCCCGGUUGCAAACAUCUUCAUCAGUACAAAUAGUCCCGUUAGGCUUAAUCCUGGUCGGGUAACUUUCCAUCUAAAUUUGUCAGGCAAUGCAACGCCUCCAACAAACGCCAUCUGUGUCUGGAAUUUUAGUGAUGGGUCUAUUCCCACAGUCAUAGAGAGUUUGAAAAUUUCACCCAUGCAACCCUUCGAACAUGCCCACAAGUAUAAAAGAGAAGGGAUUUUUUCUACCUCUGUCAACAUUUCCAACAAUGUUAGUAGCCUACUAUUAACGGUUGAAGUUGACGUGCAGAAACUCAUAGAUUUAGUGCUAACCGCGGAACGUUUUGAAGACGGAGCUCGGAGCAAAGGAUUUGGUGAGCUGAAAAACUAUUUCCGUUCUAAGGAAGUUGUACUUUUUAACGUGACUUCUCAACUAAAAGAUCUCAAGUACAUUUGGCAUUUCGGUGAUGGUUCAACGCCGGGUAUAACCACCGAGCCCUAUACCGCUCACAUAUUUAAUCAUUCCGGAACGUAUACAGUUUCGGUGGAAGUGGACAAUAUUCUGGCAAAAAUGUCCACAAGCAAAGAGAUAAUCAUCCAAAAAGCUGUUGGAGCUAUAUCGGUAAACUCAAGUUAUCCGACAUACUUGGGAGAUUCGACAUAUUUCACAAUCGAUGUUGAAGAGCCGGGUACAGACAUGUGCAUUGUUCUUGACUUUAAAGAUUCGUAUAAGGCUCAUUUUGGUGACGAACGCUGUAACCGAGGGUUACCACCAAAUCACGUUUACUACGAGUUCAGUGCCAAUCAGACGCGCGCUAACCUGAGCCAUAGGUUCGGCACCAUGGACACAUACGCUGUCGCAAUGAAUGCCAGCAAUGUCGUUUCUUCAACAGUUGCGGUUACUCUUGUGAACAUUACCAGCAAUCCAUGUGAUGUGCCUACCGUGAAAAUAGUCGGUGACGGAUCUGAAUCUCCACCCUCCAAAAUAAAGAGGUCACAAAAAUUAUUGCUUAAACACCAAGCAGAGUACAGAUGUCCUGUGGCCGCCAGUCUCUUGUUUAAGUGGAGCGUAUUUCAAGUUACGCGUGACGAUCCAAAUGACGAAAGUAAACCAUUUGAAUUGCCCUGUUCAAAAGAUCAGGGCGAUUGCUUUUUAAGGGAGAUAGCACUUCCCACCACAACAAGCGAAUUGGAGAUAGCUGAUUUAGUCGUCAGCAAAGGGACAUUUCCGUUUGGUCAUAUUAAGAUUGUCCUCAAACUGGGUUUCAUCGGUACGGACAGGGAUUUGUCGGACAUCUCCGCUACUUCCUCCGUUGUGAUUGAGGUUGAGCGUUCAGAAUUGGUGGCAGUUAUAAGAGGUAAGUUAGGAAUUGCUUCUUCAGGGCUUGUACUUGUGGUUAAAGACCCGGAAAGUCAUAGAAUUUAAGAAUUUCAUUUCCAGACCGGGAAAAUUAUGGAAUGUAAUCGUCGGUUGUGUAAAGCCAUGGAAAGUCUAAGGUAUGUUUGGUAGAUUAAUCACUGUAGAAGUCAAAGCAAGGACGAAAGGAAUGAAAUAAAUUAAAGUAUUAAAUAGUUCGAACGGCACACAUUUUGGCGAACAUCAAAGGCUAUGAAGGUAUUUUGAUCUGAAUGAUGUUGGAAAAUACCCUAAAACAAAAUAGAAUAGCUUUGAAAAUUUUCGAAAGUGACAGGUAAGGUCAUGGAAAGAAGAGUAUCGGAAUCCUGAUCUGCCACCAGCCAGCGCAUGUUAGGGAGCCCGUUUCCACUCCCUCUGUUUAGUCUUCAGGCCAAAGUUUUGAUAGUGAUAGAGAUUACUAAGCAACCUACACGCCUUGAGGCAACUGUAACCCGAGUUCUCGGGCAGAACAGUACAGUAUUUUAAUUACUAAAGUGGCUGCAUUUUUCAAAAGGACAAAAGUCCUGCUUCAAUGAAGCUUCAAGGUUUGUUUGAUGUUCAUUAAAGAGACUUUUUGCUGAAAAGCAUGGAUGCUUGGUCCAGGCUAAAUGAUGAGAAAUAAAUUCCCAAAAUUUUGGAGCGUGUCGUUUAGAUGCACAACACUUGAAAAUAUGCUCGCAUUAGUUCGUUAAAACGUUACAGUUUUUUGUCACUCUGAGAUGAUGUUCUGAUAUGUUCAGUUUCCUUUCUAUUUAGGGGGUUCUAUGCGCUCGAUUGGUUACGAGUUACCCCUUACUCUUGACGCCUCAGCUUCUUCAGACCCGGACGUUCCUGGCGACAUUAGUGGCAUUACGUUCACUUGGAUGUGUCGGAGAAAGGGCGAAGAUUUCCCAACGACUGAUCCGGAUCCAAACAGUCAAGGCGGCUGUUGGAAAAACGGAACUUACGAAUUCGGACGCAACAGUAGACAGGUUGUUGUGUACACCGGUGAUUUCUACCAGAAACAAUAUUACAAUUUUAGACUCACCAUCUCCAAAGAUUCGCGCGAGGCUCACUUUGACCAAAUGGUUGAAGUUCUCGUCGGGCAACCUCCUACCAUGGUGAUAGUGUAAGGUUUUAUUUUAUUUUUCUUGUCUUCUUGUAUAUUGAAGCGUUAAUCUUAUUUUGUAAGAAGUGCAGUGAUCUCUGCAGUCAAAGAUUGGUGGGUCAAACCUUAGUUUUCAGGUGAAAAAAAAAACCCGGUCCUUUUUGCUCGAAGAAACAGCAGGAGCAUUUCUUAUUCCUGGCACCGAGGAUACAAAAACUUGCUAUGAAUCAGUUAUGUUAACCUAUUGGUGUAAGGUUGUUUUUACCACUUUCAAAAUCUAGAAUCUUUUUAACGCGAAAGAUGCUGUCCCUGAGAGGCUUUUCGUUUUGUCCUUGAGGCACUUCGCACAUUCGUAGUAUAUAAAGUUUCUUGCGCAAGUUGUUAUGCCCGUUAUGUUGGAUUCCAUAAAAUGAUAGAAACCUGACCUCAAUCAACAGGUGAAACAUGUCUCCCUGUAGAUCCCUUUGCGUUAUUUAUCGAAACUUUCAGUACACAUGAUCGUUAACCCAUUGCAACGAACUUUGAUUUCAAUUGAACAACGAUUAAUUGUGAUGAUGACGGAUAUCUCGUACAAAGCUCUUUUGUACAAGAACUCAACCAAACACCCCAGCUCCUGUCUAUGGUGAAGGAGGUAGUAAGAUAUGAUAAUGUUGAUAAUGAUGAUGAUGAUAAUAAUAAUAAUAAUAAUUAAAUAAUUAAUGAUAAUAAUAAUAAUAAUAAUAAUAUACAUUUAUAUAACCCGAGAUAAGCUAAAGCUUUGUGUCAACCCAACAUGAAGCAAAAAGCAUACGGGUAAUAGCAUUUUGGUUGUUUGUCAUUUAGGAAGGUGUUCAACAUAAAUCGAAAAACAAAUCCGUUAGAACGGCUUAGUGUUGAAGGAAGGUGUAUUGAUUGCAAUUACAACGAAGAAUCGCGCUUGGGAUACGAAUGGAGACUGUCCUUGUUGAGUGAGAACGCCGAUGAAACUCUUGACGACUCUUGGCAGGAGCAAACCGACUGGGAAGAUAAAACAACCGCAGGUAUAAACUCAAAGAGUUUGGUGAUUGAACCGGGAUACCUAUCAGCAGGACGAAAGUACAGGCUGCAGCUGAAUGCGUGGAAACCUGGUGGAAAACCCGGAGGUUAUGUGAUAGAAGAGCUGAUCAUGAACGUUUCACCGGUGGGUGGCAAGUGUGAAGUACCUUUCAUCCAAGGCUUUGCAUUGGAAACUUUAUUCAGAGUUGAAUGUACAGGAUGGAAAGAUGACGAUCAGCCACUCAAUUACUUAAUAGGUAAAAGUGCUUUUAAACAAAGCCAACACUGACGCAGUAACCCCUUUUUUUUGUAACAAAUCAGCAAUCAGCUUAAAAGGGUCUGAGAAAAUGGUCACCUAAGGCAAAAUUGCUUUGACCGUUAAAUAAAUUCUUUCGACUACGUCUUUAAGUAACUGUAUGGAAAUCAUUAAAGCCUGUGGGGUUACUCCCUAUAAUGGCCGAUACGGGAAGGCUUCACCGAUAGGGGUUCCUUGGAAUAUCAAAGGGUGAGGGGUUGGACCGCGGGACGAAGUCUCCCCGUAUUAAACUUUUUUAGGUACCCACCUGGGAGUUAAAGCGGCUUUGUCAUAAUGACAUUUCUAGCCUGACUAAAGCUGAGCUGAAAUUAUUACCAAGUAUUCUCGUUCAUCUCUUCUGAUAACUUAUUGGAACUCUAAAAGAAAGAUAUCAAAUGAUUCAAUUAAAGGGAAAAACAAAGCAUGAUCGGCUUUGCUCCUUCAACAAAUUUUAUUGUACCCAAAGCAGAAUAUUUUAGUUAUUUACAAGUUGUUAAAUUAAUCAAUUAACUAAAAGGGGUACUGACUUCUUGAAAUAACUAAUGAGUUAAAAAUGCCAGGAAGCCAGAUUGUGUAAGAUAAUUUAAAUAAGUUUAUUGUGCGAGGUACAAUAUGGCAGCAUAUCAGACUGUAUACACACAAACACACACCCAACACAUACACUAGCAAGUAUUACUGUAAGAAGAGCGAAAAAGUAGGAUGGAAGUUACGAAGUACAAGAUAACUGUCAAUAUUUUGGUCAGUUGCGGACUGUACAGGAGUUUAAUUUGAAAAAGUUGGCCCAAUUUGUUCAAGUUGCAAUCAGUUUCCAUCCUGGCCAUCGAAAGCCAAAGGCAUUCUGUCACAGCUGAGAUAAAGUGGUAGAGUAGUUUUGUAUAAAACUGCGCUGAAAAUCGAAAAUUUCCGUUUCAGCCCCAAAGUGCCAAUUCAGCCCUGCAGGCCAAAGCCCGAUUCAGCCCCUCCUGGAGCCAUUUGAGCACAAUUUAAACCAACACGCUAUUCCAGCCCACGCUGGGAUUCAUUUCAGCCCUUGGGUCCGAAUCAGCCCUAGGUAACUGGACUGCAUUGGCCCUGAUUAAGGGUGCCAAAUGAGACUCAAAAAUAAGACUGUAUUUUACUCACCGUACCGGCCCCAUUUUAAACGCUAAAACAGAUCUUUCUGAUUUACAGUGUGAACCCGUUUUUUUCUUCCUUUGAUACUAUGUGUUUUAGGGUUUUAAAGUAAAACCAAAAUCUUGUUUUGUUGUUUUUCAGACGUGAAUACUGGGGUUGAAUCCAUCCCCAUGGCAGCGGGUGUUGAAUCAAAGAUGGAGGCAUGUUUUCCUCUCGGAAAACCAGAGAGUAAUUAUACAGUUGAAGUCAUUGUGAAGGUCAUGGAUGACUACGGUUUGAGCACAACAGCUGGGACUACUAUAGUUCAGGCAAGCGAGAAUAUUGGAAAUAUUGGGUUUGAUUAAGAGUAGAAAUAAGUGUAUUGCAAAACCUAGCGGUGCUCGGGGGAGAGUGGCCCAUAAAAUCUUGGGCGACACGAGGAGCCGCAAGAGGUGAUAUUUUUGCACGGCAUCUGGCGGCACAUCAAAGAAUUUGGAAUUGAAGGGCAAAUUCCUAGAAUAUCUUCGCCAGUUAAGCUAGAGAAAAGGUGUUAAAAAACCUCAGGAUCCAAAGCAACACGUCAAUCAAAAUAUCACUUGGACCUUUUCGCUAAUGAAGAGCUAUCACGCGGCUAAGCUUGAAUUAGACAUACAUUGAAAUAGGAACUCGUGUCAAUAAAGUAUCUUAAGUGAGUGGGAAUCGCUCCUAGUUAAAAAACUGGUUCACGGGGAUAUGCAUCUCUUCUAGUUAAGAGAAGGGAAUCAGAACUGCUUUUCAUACAGGAACAGGUUUUCUUCGGGCUAACUACAAAACUUCAGCUUAUUUCACUCCUUGACAUUGUCAAAGCGCAUUUUGUAAAGAUAACUUUUUCCGCUUUAUCAGCUUUUUUUAUAUUAUAUUCCAUUAAUGUUUAACCUCCCUCAAAAAGCCAAAUAAUAUAAAUGCUGUUGUUAAAAAAAGCGUUUUACCUGUUUUCGUGAAUUCGCUACCCAAAGAUCGCUAUGCUCAAAGGACAGGGCAAAAUUUCCAGGAGAGAGGCAUUAAUUUUUUUCCCACGAGAUUACAAAGAGAAAAUGCAAUGAUUAUUAUUGUAACCAUCAGGUAUACUCUACCCACGAGGUUACGGACAGCAAAUGCAGCGAUUAUUUUUAAUGUAACCAUCAGGUAUGUUCUACCCACGAGGUUACAAAGAGAAAAUUCAAUGAUUAUUACUGUAACGUAACCUUCAGGUAUGUUCUACCCACGAGGUUACAGAGAGCAAAUGCAGUGAUUAAUAUUAUUAUUAAAUGUAACCGUCAGGUAUAUUCUACCCACGAGGUUACAAAGGGAAAAUGCAAUGAUUAUUAUUAACGUAACCUUCGGGUAUGUUCUACCCACGAGGUUACAGAGAGCAAAUGCAGUGAUUAUUAUUAAAUGUAACCGUCAGGUAUAUUCUACCCACGAGGUUACGGAGAGCAAAUGCAGUGAUAUUAUUAAUGUAACCAUCAGGUAUGUUCUACCCACGAGGUUACAAAGAGAAAGUGCAAUGAUUAUUAUUAACGUAACCUUCAGGUAUGUUCUACCCACGAGGUUACAGAGAGCAAAAGCAGUGAUUAUUAUUUUAAAUGUAACCAUCAGGUAUAUUCUACCCACGAGUUUACAAAGAGAAAAUGCAAUGAUUAUCAUUAACGUGACCUUCGGGUAUGUUCUACCCACGAGGUUACAGAGAGCAAAUGCAGUGAUUAUUAUUAAUGUAACCAUCGGGUAUGUUCUACCCACGAGGUUACAGAGAGCAUGCAAAUGCAGUAACAAUUAUUAGAUUUUAGUGCAACUAUCAGGUUGAGUUCCUCCAUUAAAAGAGUUUUUUGCUAGGGUUAAACAAGUUUGGCUUUCAUGAGUUUCAAGGUGCAAGAAAUUAUCAGUAUAAUUAUAGCACACAAACAUUGUCAUCUAAUUUUUCGCACGUAGCCGGAAUAAGCCAAGAAAUGAAGCAUAUAUAACGAAAAAUCGUCCUCAGAUGAUCUCCAUUUUAAGUAAAUGAUACUAAACGUUGCGAAAGAAAUUAUUGUUUGUAUCCGUCCUAUCCAUCGUAAAAGCGAGGGGUCAUCGCAUGACAUCCGGUAUAUUAAACAGAGGUAAUACUCACGGGUUUCACGAGUUGUAUGCACUAUUUUUCCCCGAGAAACAAAUUGAAACUUCAAUUCUUACCUUACAGUAGUCCGUUCUUUUACCUUGCAUUCGACAACAAAUCUGUUAAAGGCGAACAAAGCGAUUCCGGCACUCUUCUUUAUGAUGAGUAGCAAGCCGCAGGAACUGAAGCCGCUUGACUGAAGUAAAAUCCACCGAUAUGCGCGGCAUUCUCACUACAAAUAUAAACAAACGUCGCGGAGAAAAAAAGACGAGGAGGAAAAAAUGCCAGAUCUUCGCCUCGGCAAUGUAUUCCAGCUACCAUGCCGGCGUAUCUCUAGAAGGUGGACUCGACGCGGGACAAACCUUCUGAUCUUUUUUUAGAAGCCCUUUGCGCGCAAACUAAUUUAUUCUGGUGCGAAAUGAAGAAUAUGUAUACUGAAAUCUAAUCCACAACAAGAAGAUUUUCGCACUGUAGCGCGACAUAUUCAAUGCCUAUUUUUACAAGUACGCGGGGAAAGUGGUCCACUAGUUUAACUUUUUUAAGAUGAAAUUACUCCACAAAAGCAAAAUGAAAUGUUUUAUCUCUAUGUUGUUUACGUGCCUGAUUAGAAGGCAGAAGUAAAUUCAUCAUACAGACCCCAUCAAGAUGAAAGUACACGAAUGAAACGGAAUAAGUCUAGGACGGUUUAGUUUCUACUCAGCAGCUUCUUUGCUUUUAUAACAAAAAUUUAAUGUUGCAGUCUGUUUUAAACGUUGGCAUAUCAACACGCACAGUCACUGAAUGAAAACAACAGUCACGAUCACGUUCUUCGAAACCGGCCAGACGCGCGCGACCUACCACUGUUAUGGUAAGCAAUUAUCCUGAAGGUGUUAAUGUUCCCGUGACAGUCUUCGCACUAAAGGUGUAAAUGGUAAACCGAACGGUCGCUUUGAUCAUCAGAAAGACCUGUCAACUUUGAUGAUUUAACUGAUUAAAUUACGGGACAGAAAUUUUACUGCAUGCGGCUCCUCGUGUCUUCCGGUGGUUCGUUUUUUUUUUAGCAUUUUACUUUUUUUGGCGAUUUUCCGGAGUUCUGAUUUGGAUCAAUUUUACGGGUGAACUUAAUUUUUUCCUAGAAAAGCAGCAUUAGUUGUUUGCACUGCUGCGCAUAAACCUUGCACUAACUCGUCUUAAAGAGUUAACCAUCUGCCACUUUACAAAACCAGUUUUCUGUUUGUGACGCAGGAUGUUUUGCUAUGGGAUGUCUUCAAUCUUUAUUUGAUAUACCACCAGAAACCUAUAAAACUACGGAAAUUAAUCCUCGCGAAAUAACAAUAGAAAGAAGUGACAUCACACGAUUUGGAUUUUAGACAUAUCUUGCGAACUAAAAGUAGAAACAGGAGAAAUGAGGGUUUGACUGAUUCCAAAAGUAGACUCCGGACAACAUAUAUUACGUUGCAAAUUGUUGUCAUGGAUAGGCUUUUAUAGAUCGGCUCGCAAAAGUAGCAUGAUAUGCCACUAACAGUGCUCGCAUAUUGCGAAAAUUUUGGCCAUGUAAUCAUGCUAGAUUUUGUAAAUUAAAUUCAUUUCAGCAAAAAAUGCAGAAAUUAUACCUUUACUUAUACUCUAAAUUUGGUAAAACACCUAAAUAACUAUGCAACAAGUAAAUGGGAAACCCUAUUUACAACUAGCUCCUUUACUUCUACAUAAAUUGUUAUAAAUUCCCUGGAUGUUAUCGCUGUAUGCACUCGCUAUUGCGGACGCUAUCUUGGUUGUGAAGCCAUCUUGGUAACCAACAAGUUAUGCGCAUGCGUUAAGUCAUCUCGAAUAAGUCCUUGGUCACUUCCUCCCCAGGUCCCAUUAAUGUGUUAAUAAGACGACAAAAAUUGAUUUUGUUACUGAAAUUUGUCUAUAACACUGGUCUCGGCCAAAAAAGUCGGUUGCAUGAUCAAUAAAUAACAAUUUGUGCAUCAAAACUAGUCAAAAGUGAACAUUAUGCUAGAAGCGCUUUUUUCAGAAGAUAGAUGCAAAUUAUGCUCGUAAUGACGGACUAUGCCAAAAAUUAUGCUAGCACAAUCUAUCAAAGCCUAGUCAUGGGGACAGAAAACCAAAAUAAUAACUGAGACAUUGAAAACGAUAUACAUUAAAAUGCGCUUACAUCGGCGGCUAAACAUCUUAGGUAAACAAAUGUACGACAACGCAUACAAGUGACUAACUUGAAGUUGUUGGAAAAACACAUGCCUUGAUUUCUACUGCACAUGCGCGGUCGAUAUGCCCCACAGGAAGCCCAUGCUGCGUAUGGUACAAACUCACAUAUUUUCUCUCGUAAUGUCGAUUGUUUUCAGAUUAGAACUAUUACUUGUACGUCCUUUCAGGUCUUAGAACCCGAUACAGUUGAUUACGACAAAGUAAUGGGGGACAUGACGAGCUCAUCAGACCAAGAAGGAGGUGAUCAGAAAGCCGUGCAACUCGCCACGGCUUGCAGCUCGGUGCUGAAUGCUAAGGCGGGUAAAGAAGAUGAAGAUGCUUCGGCCCAGGGGGAGCGAGCUACUGUGAGUUUUUUGACAUCAACUUCAACUGUUAUUUGAAUUUUCAAAUGAAUUACAAAAACAAAUUUAGGACUUGCCUGCAGAUAGCAAGUCUAGUCGAGGCAGGCUCGGCUUUUUUUACAAUUCUAUUCUGCGGUUUGAAGGAUAUCAGGUCGCGUUCCUUUAAAUGAUCUUUUAAAGGGUUCAGCUUUUGGUCUUUUCUUAAAGAAUUUGAGGUAUCCCGGUCCUAUUUUUGACCCCCAAAACGUCGUCGUUUGGGCUGGUGGAGUGCUCUCUGGAUUUUUGUAGCCUGCAAUCUUGAUCUAUUAUUCUUGGUUUGCAACCACGUGGAAAGGCGGCCAUGUUGGAGGUCAAUACAUAGAAUUUUUUCUCGAAGAAUUUACAUAAAAAUAGAGUUCAGUUCCGAGAGAAGAGAAAUGCUUUGUUGACCACCAACAUGGCCGACGUGACGUCACAUGCAAACCAGCAAGAGAGCGUUUUCACUCAUCAAGUGGCCAGCGGCUAUGCAAAUUUACUGGAACAGAAGAAAUUUUUUACAUAACAAAAAGUUUCUACUCCCACUGGAUUGGUUUUGGAAAAACCAACAUGGCCAACGUUUCAUUGUUUUGGGACAAUAUGGCGGAUGUGACGUUAUGUUAAAACGCUCUAUAGAGUCAAAAUUCAGUUAAGUUAACACGUUAAAAAGAGAGCAAGUCGAUGUUUGAAGGAAGAUCAUCUACAGAUACAAAGUGCAUUUUUAAAGUCAGGGUCAUUCAUUGAAGGAAUCUACCAACAUCUGACUUCAUUGCGACGAAGAGUUAAGGCUUUUGAAUCUUUUAAUGACGGUAUUUACUUUGUGACCUCAGUUCAUGUUGUUGUUUCCCUUUCCCUCUGACUCAGGGCCAUAGUUUCCCUAGAAAAAACUCCAUCCAACAAAUGGUCCUUUGAGGGGCUUCAUUACUAUGCGUCGCGUUUUGAAAACAACUAAAUCUUUUUUCGACCAAGUACAUUGAUUAAUUUUCUCCUCGUGUCACUAAAAAAAUGCUCCCUUAGGGACAUGAAGAUGAAAUACUAGGCAAAUUUCCUCAGGCAACGCUCAUAAUAAUUUUUUUUGGUUAUUGUUGAAUGCAUGGCAUUGAACUUGAAGUUUCAAUCCACGUCCAUCCUUGCGAUCCGUUGCAAAGGACGACAGGAAACAGUUUCAAUACCUAUAUAUAGUCUAAAAUAACAAAACUGGACCAUUAUUUUUUGGAAUUUAAUUGAUGCAAAGACAAAAUUUACCUUUUUAAAAAUAGCGUGAAUACCCAUUUUAACGGAGGCACAGGGGUUGAAAAACUCUUCACUUUUCAGUUUUUUAUCGAAUUGCAUCUUUUUUUUUUGCUUUCUUUCCGUAUUGCAGUUCCGCGGCAAAGUAGCAGGCGCAUUGAGUGAACUCCCUGUUAAAGAUUUUGACGGUGUAGCGAUGAAAGGAGAAGCUCUUAAUUCACUGACCCAAGCAACUGGGGAAAUCGACGAGGAUGCUCAAGUAGAUAAGCAUAUUUCACACAUUUAUUUUUACUUGGAAAAAAGUCAUUUUAAAAGUAUAUUAAGUGCACUCUUUCUAAAAACGGAUACCGCUUGAACUGGCUCUUAGUGACCUUAUUGUAUGGCUGAACCCGUGAACGGGCGGGCGAUGAUGCGAAUCCAUCAUGCCCGCUCGGGUUUUCCGAAUUUUUACCGGAAGAACAGAUUUUGUUUCGGCCAUAUAUAGUAAAUCCUUUACUGACCACGCUCGUUCAGUCAAGAUGGCUGAAUAUUGGCUUUAGUUUGUUCAUUAACCUCGACUUCGUCUCGGUCCAUAAAAACGCAAGAAAGAACUUGGCCAAUAUCCAGCUAUCUUGACAUCACGCUUGUCAAAUAUAUAGUGAGACAUAUCGUCCUGAUGAAGGUUGAAAAAAAAUGACUGAACAAUGGCAGGGAUGAACUACUGGUGUCCGUUUCAGGAAUGUGUACGUCUAGUGAGAGAGUUGUCUGGUAGAAAAGAGUUGACUGCUAAACGCGCACUGCUCAAAGGCAAAAAAGAGAUCCGUUUAACUUACAGGUUUGUGCAGUAAAGUUAAGUCAGGCCUACUGGGAACUUCGAUUUAAGUAAACGCGAUACCUAAUCAACAAGAUUUUCCACAUCUAUAUAUAUUUUUGCUCUUUCCUUUUGCUGGUGCUUACUCGAAAUUACCCCCUUUGUAUAAAAUGGUCAUAAAGUGCUUGCCUUCUGAGUCCUGAGCCUGCUGACCUAGCAUAACGCGUUGCUUUUACUAUUUUUUUUUUUAACAGAACGCGACAGUAAAGGCCUUGGACGAAAUGGGAGACUUCUUAUCAGGAAGCGACAGUGCGCGUGACGUGGAAAAUGUUGCAAAGAGCCUAGGUUCUGCUAUAGGGAAUGUAGUUGGAGCCUCUAUUGAAUCAUAUCAAAAAGCUGCUAAUGGAACUUCUGCAGGCGACCCGGUAAGUUCCAUAAGAUUUCUUUUCGUUAGAAUUUAAAAAUAAAUAAAUAAUAAAUAAAUAACCUCGUAUAACAAUCUGUUUAAAAAAGAAAACUAUAGUGGUGGGUUUAUGGGAAGGGGCCGGGAGAACGUCCUCCAAUUUUAUACCUAACCAAGGCCCUCAGGGCUGAGGAACAUGGUUUUUUUCUCUAGCGACCCCACCCCCCCCCCGCCCCCGCCCCCACCCAUCUCUAGGUAGUUUGUUGAUCAUUGGUACGGUGAAUUUUCCUGUACAGAGCAAGAGUCAAAACAACACCAAAAACGCCCUUGGUGUUAUUGACAAAGUCAGCGGUGCUCUUCUAAAGCAGCUAGAGGCAGGAGGCAAACCCAAGGCCAUCUCCUCUCCGAAUCUGGACAUGUCUGUUGGUAGAAAGACCUUGGAUAGUAUAGGAGGAGCGGAUGAUGACGAGGAUGCAGAAGAGGGGGAAGGAAUGGGCGGGGUCAGGCUCCCCAAUCCUUUGGGACUGUUUGGACCAGCUAACGCGUCUGUUGAGGAGGGAGCUACGAGCGCUAUUGGCUCAACGGUGAGUGAUGAAAUAAUGUUCUUCUGACGUCAGUUAGAUGUAAGUUGCGCUGUAAUAUUUCUCGUGAUUUAGAAGCUUUUCUCGUGUUCUCCCAACAUCCCGCGUGGGUUAUCACGCCGAUAGACCCAUAGAAAGUGUGGUCUAUUGCUUAAAUAACCAAGCUCUUUAAUCUUCUCCCUAAAGUCGACUCGACAUCUUACCAUAAAGUGGUAUUAUUAAGACAGGAGGUUGGGUGAUACUAAACAGAGAAAUUUCCAGGAACUAAAUUUUGCAAUAAUGUGACUCAUCAUUUGGCGCUUGCGGUUUGUUUUUUAAACGUCGGGUGUCUUUUUUUUUGCUUAGGCCCGGUUCAGACGCCGAACUUAUCAUGAGCCGAACCUAAUACAUUGAAUUAAGUACAUGGAAAGUUCGGCGUCUGAAUCAGUUAGGAACGCCUGUUUCAAUUUGUAACGGCUUAGCCGUUCUUUUCGCCUAGCCCGGCCGGGAUUUUCGCCUUUGGAGCUACUUUGGAACGGCUUUGAUUUUUCAUGUACCGAACCUAAUGCAUAAAUUAUUAUAACGUAUUUUGUAAGCUGUUUGACCGAAAUGAGCAUUUUUCGCCUUUUGAACUUAGUUCAGCUGCAAUUAAGAUCGGCGUCUGAAUCAAUUCGGCCUGUCUAAAUAAUUUGGGUCGGCCUUAUUGCAAAUUAGGUUCUGCUCUUGAAAAGUUCGGCGUCUAAACCGGGUCUUAGAAAGUUGCUUAUGCUUCCCUUCGUUUUUUUUUUAAUCGAAAAAAAGAAAAAACAAGGAAAAAUAGUGUCAUCCCGACAGUUUUUUUGUUAAUACAGACUGGUUUGAAUACCCAGAUGCUGCAGUACAAACUAUCCAUUUUCGUUUACUUUUUUCAGCUUUCUGCCAUGGACAAGAACCCAUUUGCGUGGGAUAACAGCUCAAGUGAUCUUAACUCCAAAACUGUUGGCUUGUCACUCACCGAUGGAAACGGAAAACCGUUAGACCUAGCUGGACAGGAACUAGAAAUGUUUGUACCGCGAAAUCUGAAGAUAAACCCAGUGAAACCUAUGGAGUUAAACCACUUUGAAGACGGCGAUCCGCCCAUGCGAGUGCACAAAUUUAAUCGCUCAAGCCUCGACGCGGGGAUAGCGGUAGAGAUUAAGACUUUCCAUCCGGGUAUUCGGUUCAUGGUGGCAGUGAGGUAUGACAAGAAACCGACCGCCAAUCAUUAUGAUUACGCGCAUACGUUUCCAACUCUGGAGGAGUCCAAGAAAAUGAAGAAGAGACCACAUCCAUUCACCUACGUGAUUCCUCAUACACUUAUCAACACGCUGUUGUUUGGAAACAAAAAUGAAAGCGACAAUGAUACGAAAGCCGAUGCGUCACAAAAUAUCACCAUCAAACAGUUUUAUCUGGGUGUGAAAGCUGUAAACAAGGAUUCGUUAGGCGACGUUAACACGAGUUACGCAUUGCGUAUCUACCUGCCUGCUUGCAAAAUGUUUGACGAGGAAACUAACACUUGGACAUCGAAAGGCUGUAGGGUAGGUUUAAAUUAUCUUGUUUAAUUUAGUACAUUUUUAAAAACGAUAUUUUUUAAUUGUUUUUGAUGUGGAUACGUGUACAGUAAAUCCUCUAUUAAUCCCCCUGGGGGGCUUAUUUAUUUCAAACCUAUCUGAGGGGGGCUUAAUAGAAACGGGUGGCUUAUUCGGGAGGAGGGGGGGGGCUUAUUUACUUUAGAAAAAACAAUGGUAUCAGUUGUCCACAAAGAACUAGAACACAAAGCGGAGAAGCUCAAGAACAAAAUGGUUGGAGUUCAUGCAGCCGAGAAUCAGAAUCAAAUCCAAAUUUCCAGUUGGUAAAUAAACCAUCCUGGAUCAGUCUACGCGAAGUUUUAGAGGGGAGGGGGGGGGCUUAUUAACUUUCUCCCCCUGAAAAAGGGGGGCUUAGUAGAGGAUUUACUGUAUUUACCUUUAUGACUCUAACGUUUGGAUGAGAUUUCGAGUAAUCUUGCGCAUUCACGGUCAACGGAACACCUAAACGCACGAAUUUUCGACCGGUCGAAAAUUCGUCCGUUGCCGUCUGAACAUAGCCUGAGACAAACUUCGACCAUGUAAGCCUUGCGACGUGCAUGCGUCUUUACUGUUUAUCUUUCCUUUUAACAGGUGGGCCCUAAAACCAUCGUUAACAGCACACACUGCUUGUGUAAACCAGGCGAGGAAGAAGAAGUGGAGGAGGAAGUGGAUGAUGAAGAAGCUACCACAGUAGCACCAGCAACAACUGCUGCCGCAGCUCCUGCAAGCGGUCAAGACCAAACACCCGCUAAGAAGGUCAUCAAACGAAGGCGGUUUAAGAGAAGUGUCAACAAAAUUUCCAUUGCAAGUAAGUGUAAACGUAAUAAAUAACCAGGAGUUGGAAAGUUUACAAAACUGUUGGCUUAAUUCAAAUCCUCUUGGGAAUUGGCAACUGUUAUUUUAAAAAUUUGUUGAAACAUCCGUAACCGUUUAAGGAAAGUCUCUAAAUCAAUUUUACCGUUGUCGAAAAGUGUUCGACUAGAGGUAUUCUAAGUCAGGCAAAUUAGCUCGCUUGUCUAAACCCAAAACAGUUUUCUCGCUGGCUUUUGAUUUGGGCUGGACAAUACCUUAUGUGAGAGACCUCUCAGAUGAUCGUAACAAAGUGCGCACGUCAAUCCUCAAAUUUAACCCAUUCCUCGGUGAUUGUAUACCCUAAAGAAACUCUGCCAGUAUUAAUUUGCUCCGAAGCAUUGACUGUAUUAUACUAUUGCUUGUUUCUUUUCUCUUUUCUCUGUACUAACUUUCAGAACUGACACUCAACAAAAACACUGAAAACUUCAUCAAAUUAACCAUUUUGCAGGUAGCAUGUUCGUGGCGCCCAAUCCGAUUGAUUUUAACAAAGUGUUUAACGCCAAUCUGGCGGAGAACCCUGUCGCUCUUGCUGCUGUAUUGGGGAUAUUUGGAGUAUAUUUGAUUCUGGCUGUUUAUGCUCGUAGAGAGGACAAGAAAGACAUUGGAAAGGUAUUGAGGCGCUUGCUUAAGGGUUGUUUGAAUUCGUGUUGUACGGAUUAUUACUCCAGUUGGUAGCCCUACAAAACAGUCAACAUAAAUUCGUGAUGCCAAACACUGGUUUCCUCGCUAAAUUUUGUCGGAGGAACGCGCGCAGAAACUCCGUACUGACGUAUCCCUCACUACCCAGAUCUAGAUAGUGCUUCUGAUUGGUCGUGCCGUGAGGGAAACUUGUUUUAACCAAUAGGAAGUACUUCCCAGAUCUGGGUAGAGCCAGGUCAUUAGUACGGGGUUUUGAAAGCGGAGAAAACUAGCGGUAGCUUUGCAAAAUGUCAGCUGUUUGUUCGGGCAGGCUAUCCAGUGGGGGAAUGCUUAGCCCAAAGGUUUAACCCAUUACCAAUGUUUACUUAAACGGUGCUAUUAUCACAUUUAUAAAACAAGACUUUGUACCGUUUCUUAUUUACCUAAGAAAAAGGUUCAGCAAAGAACAAAGGAAAGCCACUAAUAACAUUCUUGGUUCAGUAAACUUAUCUCAAAACAGCUGAGCACAUGAGAUACUGGCUUCAGAAGUUUUUUUACUCGAACAAACUUGAGAAGCCCGAGUGUUGCCAUGACACGCAUCUCUUGCCAAGCAAGGCGUAAGACUUGCUUCAUCUAGCUCGGCCCCAAAGCCAGCCACAAAUCAACUACUAAAUUUGCUCAUCGUCUAAAUGUCCAAUAUUCAUUUUGUGUUGAAGGUUGGAGUGACUCCUCUCGAAGACAACGAGCCAUUUGAUCGACAGCACUAUGAAAUUACAGUGUAUACGGGUUACGGUAAGAGGGCAGCCACUACAGCUGAGGUGAGCUUUAUUCUGUCGGGUGACGAAGGAGAAAGCGAGCCUCGUCUUCUGAGGGAUCCAAAGCGAAAGACGUUUCAACGGCGCGGUGUUGACGUGUUUCUGGCAACGUUUCCUGAAAGCCUCGGGGAGCUUAACUAUUUACACAUAUGGCACAAUAAUGCCGGCAAGUUUUUUAAUCUUUGUGUUUACUCUUAAAACUUGUUACUCUGUACGUAAAGGCAACUACUGCUGGUGUUACCUCUUAAAAAUAAAACGCCGAGAAACUCGUGCAUAUUAUGGAUAGAUGGUACGCCUCUAGCAGCCUUCAGUCUUAGGCAAUAAACUGGUUAGGGAUGUUAAACGUUUCCUUUAUUUCUUGGAAACAUCUAGGCUGUUACAAACCCUUAGAUCGUGGAGCAGUAGUUGCUGUUAGGAAAAUGCACGAUUGCUGAUGUUGACUCCUGCUUCAUGCAAUCUUACGACAAAUUUUAUCUACACCUUUUGCAGAGGAACACUAAAACAUCCUGUUAUUUUCAGUUUACUGAGCCCUAUCCUAAUACGUCUUAACUUCUUCUUGACAGGUCGAUCCCCGUCUUGGUAUGUCAGUCGGGUAGUCGUGCACGACCUGAACAGUGACAAGAAAUACCUGUUUAUCUGCGAGGGAUGGCUAGCAGUGGAAGAGGGUGAUGGUACAGUAGACAGACUAAUUCCAGUCGCCGGCCAUGAGGAGAUGACAAGCUUCAACCACUUGUUUUACUCCACCACACAGAAGAAUUUAGCAGACGGCCACCUGUGGUUCUCAGUGUUCAUUCGCCCGGCCAGAAGUCGUUUCACGCGACUCCAGCGCAUAAGCUGUUGCUUAACACUGCUGUACUGUUCCAUGAUUACAAACGCCAUGUUUUAUCAGGUGGGAGGGGAGAGUGAUCCAGCUACCACGCUACAUAUAGGACCUUUAGCGUUUAGCCCUGCACAGAUUGGAAUCGGCAUCAUGAGUAGUCUAAUCAUCAUUCCUGUGAAUAUUUUAAUCGUGGGGAUAUUCAGAAACGUUGAGGCCAAACCAACAAAAGAGGAACUGAAAGAAAGGCGCAAAAAUAGAACUUGUUGGUGGUUCCAAGAGUUAUUUUUCUGCCUGUUCGACUUCAACAAGAGUAACAAGAACGAUUUUAUUGAGAUUUUGCACACGGGUUCGAAACAAGAACAAUUCCUAGACUUUGCCUCCUCCAGUACAAACUUGGCACAAAACGAUCAGAUUGGGAUGGGUUCUGGCGUAGAAUCCGAAGACAUUAGCUUCCGAAUUUCCAAGCAAGAGCGAAAGGAAGAAGCAGAAAAGAAGAAGAAGAAGAAAAAGAAAAAGAAGAAGUUGCUUCCUUACUGGUUCCUUUACAUCGCCUGGGUGGUUUGUUUUUUGACUUGUUUUACCACGGCUUUUUUCUGCGUGCUCUACGGAUUGCAGUUUGGUAAAGAAAAGUCUGCUCAGUGGAUCUCUUCCAUGUUAAUAUCGUUCUUUCAAGACGUACUGAUCAGUCAGCCCAUUAAAAUCCUUGGAAUCGCUCUCAUCAUCGCUGUUAUUAUCAAGAAACCAGCAGAAGAAGAGGAGGAGGAGGGCAGUGACACGAAAAAACUGGAAGACGAAGAUUGGUUGCAUGAUAGCCCCAGAGGUCAGGGAGUGAUGAUCCUAAUCAGCGGAUAAAACGAACCCAUUCUAUAGUUCAUCUAUUUAACAUUGGAGGCGGGAAAAUCUAAAUUAUAAAAUCUUUUAGCAUAAUACGAAAUAUAUAGUUACGGUAUAGAAACGCAAAAGCAAAUUGUACGUAAUUUGGCCCUGUAAAUUGGUUUUAAUUUACCAAUGGAUCUACUACCUCGGCCAUUAAUCGUUGGAACACUUGACACCUCACUACCCUGUACCCCGCCCUCCUCACAAAGGUGGGAAAAACCGAGAGUUUUGCCAGUGAAUGUUCAAACACCAACCAUUGUCAACUUUGUGAAGGCGAACAAGGAGAGUCCCAUGAAGUGUUUCAACUAUGUCGACCAGGGUUGUAGAUGCUUGAAUCUAGAUGACAAAGAAAAACUAGAUAAAGUUGUAAAAACAACUCGUCUUGAUAGCGGAGUAUAUGUCUUUUUCAGAGACGACAGAUAGAAGAGUGAAACCGAAGACUCUUAUUCGUCUUCAACCACCUGACAAAGACAAGCUGGAGCAGGCUAGACAAAUCAGGUAUGGUUUUUGGUUGCCAGUGUCUUCUAAUCUUAUUCUUUUGUGCAUAUUUGUAAUUAUCUGGGAGCUUUGCUAGCCUUCUAAUGAGAAUUUUUAGACCAUUUCCUCUCAAAAGGUGUUGAAUUCGAAACAACCGUCCCUUGUUUCAAAUGUUUCUUGCAAGGUAACGAUUACUCAGUUUUGCUGUGAUAAAGAUUUGCUUAAGAAAGCUGCAGUAGAAGGUCAUCCUUCAAACGUACAUCACUCUCAAUAAAUCGUUGAAGAGUUGAUCUUUACAUUGAAGGCGCAAAUCACUUGAUACUAAUCUCAACCACCUCCAACAAGAGACCACUCUUUGUCUAGCAUGGCGUGAGCACAAUGCUAUAAAUAAGAGACCUAGAGAUCAACCAAUCAUAGACUAUCUAACAAAGGCUCUUUUUCAAUCAUUUUCAAGGUUCAAAGAAAUGAAGAUGAACGCAAUUAUCAAGGAAGUUGCUCUCUACGUGUUUUUCGUGGCCUGUUUGUGCAUCGUCAGUUAUUCUCAUCGAGAUCCAAAAUCAUUCGCUUUUAGAAAAACAAUGUAUGACACGUUCGUGGACGGAGUGUAUGGAGGAAAGAAAUCAUUUUCAGCGGUAAGUUUUUCUCUCAAUGUGAACGAAUUACUAAUUACUUCCCUCGCCUAACCAUUUUACAUGCGCACACGAGGCUAGUACCCAGGGUUGUAGUGGAUUUAGUAAGACACUUUUUGACAGAGCAUGGAAGAGAUUUCAGAUCUGCCAGUUAAAGUUUUAAGAACGGUAUUCUUAAACAAACUUAAUCUCUGCACGAGUUACUUCUUUUAUGCGCACAUUUUCAAUUUCUGUUGUUGUUGGCUGAUCAAUAACAUCAAAGGAAAGGAAACCUCAAAAACACUAUCUUUAUUGUGAAAGGUUUGAACCCAGGAGUCAUUUCAAAAGUAGGUUGAGUUUGAUCGUCCGGGUGAACGUAGUCCUGAAUAGGACUGUUGUUGUUGACAGUGACUGACGUUUCGACAACCUGUGCGGUAGUCAUCUUCAGAGUCAAAGUGAGUUGUAUCACGUCAGUUGAUGGUAUUAUACUCUGGUUAUUGAUCUGAUUGGUCAAUUAUCUUUAUUGAUAAGCACUUAGGAUCAUUUCAGUAGUAGUUGAUCUCAUAAAAUAGUAAGCUCGUAAAUGGAACGAUAGCGCGUGGCACUGUUCUUUCAUCCGCGAAAUUACCAUAAACAUUACCACUUGUAUUUCUUCCCCGUAGAUCGGGAAUCGUGAGAACUUUUAUACCUACGCCAAGACCACGUUGAUGAACGCGCUCUACACCACAUCCUGGUACAAUGGGAAUGCCACUGAUGCUGGAUUCACACCAGAAAUGAUGGCCUACAUUAUUGGAAUGGCGAGACUAAGACAACUCCGAGUUCAAAACCGUGAGUAAUCUUUAAAGAUCUUUGUUAGCCAAAUUUAUCGUACCUGUUAAGACAAUACUCUCAAAAUCAAAAUCUUUAAUUUUUUUUAAUAUUGUAAAGUAAUAAGAAUAAAAACAAACAGCAGUAUUCGAAAAUUCCAGCGAAGGCGAUUUAUCGGAAUGGUCACACCAUAUGGACUAACUGACUGUAAAGCUGGAGGUAUACACGACAAGCGCAGAUGGGCCUAGCUGGUCUGCAAGGCUGGAACCUAUUCUUUCUCUCCCUUUCAUACUUUUCACCAUUCAACUAAAAGGACUGAAUAUCAUUUUCAGUUUUAUUUGAAUUGGGACAUUACAUACAUCUUGUGUGGGCUUCGAUCAUUUCUGUCUGUGGUAUUGCGAAGUACUGUACAACGGUUUUUCUGAAGAGGGGUCAUAAACCCGAAUUUGUGUUUUUAAAAAAAAAACAUUUGACGCUUAGUUGUUGAUAUUUCUUUACCGAAUAUCACCUCAUCAGCCCUGAUCCCAGUCCAUCUCAGCCUGCGAACAGAGCCUCCUUUCGUCUUCUUCUCUGAGAAGUUGAAAUCGAGGCUCUUCGUGAAUCGCGUCAAGCCUUUGAAAUCGACGAAGCCCAAACUUCUGGACUAGACAAUCUUGUCUCUUGUCAAACUCAUUUUUCGUGUGCGAGCAUCCCUUCAUUUAUUUUUGCCAUUAACCAGAAAUGCAACAACAGUAUACAGAAAUUUAUAAUACAUUAAAGAUAAUACUGACAAUAUUCUAACUAAGUUAUUUACAAGAUCAAAUGUUUAAAGUGGUAGUGGCAAGGAACUCUAUAUAGAAGCCGGGGACUUAUAAACUAUGGGCUUCCUGGAACCAUAGGGUACACCAUGCAAGUUAAGGGUACUGAAUGAAAAUUUGGAUUAAUUUUUUUUUUUAAAAAAAAAAAAAGAAAUUUAUUAUUAACGGUUUAUUGGGCCGUUUGUUUGUUUGUGUUGAUUUCGCAAAACUCUUUGUGAUUCUAAUUAUGGUUUUGCUGACCCUUGGGAAGAAAGAUUCAAAACAGGGACUAUAAAAUUACUUUUCUGUCGUAGCUUCUAAACGUCUGUAAAACGUUUCACUGUGAUUUUAUAAACAGAGAGCUGUGAGGUGGCACCGGAUUUCAGGUCUUAUCUGGGCGAGUGCAAUACCUGGUACGGGUUCAUGUCCGAAGAUAAGGGUCAGUAUGAUGUUGGCUGGCAACCACUCAAGAACGAAUCACUUUAUAAUCCUCCUUUCACCUACGAAGCCUGGGAAUUCAACACAUCAGAUGAACUGGACACUAUACCUAUGAUGGGUAAGUUAACUUUAUUAAAGUUUUGGUCUCUUGUUGCUCUCGACCUGGUCUCUUUCGUGUUUUAACCUUGCAUGUUUCGGGCAUUCUCCAAUAAAGAGGACCGAAGGACAGGCUAAGGAGAGUAUUGUGAGAUUAAGCGAGUGAAACUUGCACUUCCCCUUUACCUGAUAGUACGUAAAAUGACCUUCGACUGAAACAAACUACAAAAUACCACGCUUUUACCGACUCUAACUAAAACAGAACACCAAGUUUUAGGAGGAGUUCACUAAAGCAAGAGUAGUCCAGUUUCGAGUUCGUCGUGACUGCUGCGUCAAAGCAGUGAAGACACCUUUUGACAGGGUUAGCCCCUAUUUGAAGCGAAUAUACUCCGCUUAAAUUCCAGGAAGAAGAUCGUUUACAACUUGUCUAUUAUUUACUUUCACAUGCACGUUCCUGCCGGUAUUAAGCCACUUCAGAAACUCUAGAAAGAAUGGGUACAAGCUUUGGGUGCAGUAAUUUCUGGGAACCCUGAGGUGAAUAAGCGUCAGUUGGUGAUUGGUCAAUGGUAUUCACGGCAAAGAUUCAAAAAUUAUAAAUUACGUUUUUCUACCCAAACGAUCCCGGAAACUCUUUGCGCCAAAAACUUGUACUCAUUCCCCCUGUAGGUUCGACCCUGGAGUGGGAAAUUUGGGAAUGUGGGGAUGUUUGAAUUUCUGUCGUUUCAAGAUAUGUCACUGGUGUUAAUUUUACUUCGGAAAAGGACUUUUAAUUGUAUACCUGUGUAGUAAUUAUUUAAUUUCUAAUUUUUAGGAUACGUGUCGACUUACGGCGGUGGAGGAUUUGUGGCAGAUUUAGGGCACUCGAGAGACAACGCAACAAAAAUUAUUGAAACACUUGAAAGAAACAAAUGGAUUGACACUCAAACCCGUGCAGUUAUCACAGAGGUAACCACUUACAAUCCAGUGGCAAACCUGUUUUGUGCUUUGACUCUGGUGGUGGAAUUUCUUCCAACAAACGGGAUUUUUCUCUUCACCGACCUGAAGAUAGCGCGCCUUUUCACUUUCGGCGGGAGUUUCGAAUCAUUUCUCAUAGCGUGCGAGUUCUUUAUCUUGCUCUUCUUUGCCGUGUUCAUUUACCAGGAACUAAAGCAGCUUUACAGACUACGCAAGGGCUACUUUAAAGAGUUCUGGAACUACGUGGAGUUCGCCAUGAUCAUUUUGGUAUUCACUUGUGUGGGAAUGUUUUUCACGCGCAUGAUGCUUGUCAGCAAGGCGAUUGCCAGCUUGGAAGCCAACCAUGGCAAAUACGUCAGUUUUAGCCGAGUAACAUCCUGGAAUGAAGUCUUCAUGUACAUGGUUGCCCUGGUGGUCUUCACGGCGUGGAUCAAAGCAAUAAAGCUUCUUCGCUUCAAUCGUCGCAUAACCAUCCUCGCACAAACUCUGAGAGGCUCCGCGGGACCUUUGGCUGCUUUCUCAGUGGUAUUUUUGGUUUUUUUCUUCUCCUAUUCCCUGUUCGCUUUUGCCGUGUUUGGCCAAGAUUUGACUGAAUUUUAUAACUUUGUCUCGACGUGCGAGACCGUCAUGGGAAUUCUUCUUGGGUCUUUCGAUUACACGGCCCUCGAAGAGGCGGCUCCAGUACUAGGUCCCUUAUUCUUCUUCUCAUUUAUGGUCUUUGGCACUUUCAUUUUGAUGAAUAUGUUCCUAACCAUCGUACUAGACGUGUUCUCUGAAGUGAAAGAGUCCAUCGAUGGACAGGAAAAUGAGUACGAAAUUGUAGACUUUAUGAUCAAGCGCUUCAGGAAGUUUACUGGAAUGCAGCCGAACAAGAUCUCCGCCACUGAAGAGACGCCCGAGAAAAAGAACCUGGAGGAGGAGGACAUAACGAAAGAUUUGAUGGCCUUAAAAAACAAGCGUCAUAAAUCUAAAACGAAAGGAAAGUUCCAAGCGAUGGAUCUGGUGGCUCAACGCUUCACCAGACUGGAGUCAUCCUUAAGCGGCAUUUACUGCGAGGAGUGGGCUGAAGAAAGGCUGCUUGAUCAUAUCGUGGAGCGGCGAUGGGGGAUAAACACAGAAGCUGCCUAUGCCGUGGCGGACGCCGAAUUCAAGGAAGAGCAGCAGAUGGAACAGCUCCGUCUUGAUAUGUACGCGGCGGCCGAGAGGUACGAUCCUGAUGAUGAGAGAGGUAUGGUCAAUCUCAGUUUUGAGGAGAGUCCUUUUAUGAAGGACAGGUACGAUCCAUGGAAUUCUACAGAUGCCUGAGGAUUUUGAAGCGUUUCACGAAAAUGUAUAACAUUGAUCAUAAAGUGCCAAUAAGCUUAACUUAUAUGUUAAGAGGGUAGAUGCGACCAUUAUUUAAAACGUUAGCACAC